UAGCGAAACUGAAUUACCGGCAGACGCAAACUUACCCUGCCUGAUCUUUCGUGUGUGGGAAUGUACCGGACACUGCGUGGGAAAGUAGGGUCCCACAAGUAAAUUUCGGGAAUGUCUAAUGAUUUGGACCCCCUUUAGAGAACGUAGUUUAGGAUCCGUCCGGUUACGUUUGCUGUUAGGGACAAAUUUGAUUUGUUUUUCCUACACAGAAUGAAGUGACACUGCAUAAUUCAUUCUUUGGAUCUCUAAAAUCAGGCUCCACAGAGCACAUACAGACACUAUCGUCGAUUCCAGAAGACCUUAAGGCUGGGAGGCGUGGGGAGGGCUAGGGAGCAUGGCUGAGCCACGCCGCGACAGCACCAGCAGCCUGCAGAGGAAGAAACCGCCAUGGCUCAAACUGGACAUCCCCAUCGCUCAGGUGUCUCUGGAUGAGCCGCCCACCUUCGUCCAGCCCGUGAAGCGACAGGGUUUCCUGCGCAGUAUCAGCAUGCCCGUGGAGACCUCCCAUAUGCCCUCCCCUGCGCGCGACCUCUUCGACCCCCGCCGCGCCCCCCUGCAGCGACAGUCCUCCAUCACCCAGACCAUUAAGAGCAGCAAAAGGGUGCACUUUGAGCGGAUACACACCGUGCCCAUCAAGGGGCCCCGCGCUGCCAGGAGGAGCUCCCGAAGCUCCAGGAGGCACCACUCCCUCUCCCGAACCCUCCUCAGGGGCACAGCGGACUGGUUCGGCGUGAGCAAGGACGGCGACGCCACGCAGAAAUGGCAGCGGAAGAGCCUGCGGCACUGCAGCAUGCGCUACGGGAAGCUGAAGCCGCAGGUGAUCCGCGAAAUGGACCUGCCCAGCCAGGACAACAUCUCCCUCACCAGCACCGAGACACCACCGCCACUUUACGUGCCCAGCUCGCAGCAUGGCAUGCAGAAGAUCGUUGACCCGCUGGCUCGUGGCCGGGCCUUCCGUAUGGUGGAGGAGGUGGACGGCUACAGCGUGCCGCAGACGCCCAUCACCCCGGGCGCCGCCUCGCUCUGCUCCUUCACCAGCAGCCGCUCGGGCUUCGGGCGCCCGCCGCCGCGCCGCCGCAAGAGGGAGUCCGUGGCCAAGAUGAGCUUCAGGGCCGCCGCCGCGCUGGUCAAGGGCCGGUCGUUACGGGACUCUACGACGACUACUCUACGUCGGGCCCAGAGAAGGAGUUUCACUCCGGCCAGCUUCAUCGAAGAGGACUUCCCCUUCCCCGACGAGCUGGACACCUCCUUCUUCGCCAGAGACGCGUUCAUGCACGAGGAUCAGUCCACGUUCGCCGACGAGGUGUUCGAGUCGCCGUCGGACGCCACGCUCCAGGACUCGGACCUGAGCAAGCAGCUGGACGAGUCGGACAUGACGGGCAGCGCGCUGAACAAGAGCGAUCUGGAGAGGAGCCACCUCAUGCUGCCUCUGGAGCGUGGCUGGCGGAAGGCCAAAGAGGGAAUCCCUCCUCCCCCUCCUAAGGUGCGCUUACGGCAGGAGGUGGUGAGCGUGAGCGGCCAGCGGCGGGGCCAGCGCAUCGCCCUGCCCGUCAAGAAGCUGUUCGCCCGCGAGAAGCGGCCGUACGGCCUGGGCAUGGUGGGCAAGCUCACCAACCGCACCUACCGCAAGCGCAUCGACAGCUACGUCAAGAGGCAGAUCGAGGACAUGGACGACCACAGGCCCUUCUUCACGUACUGGAUCACGUUCGUCCACCUGCUCAUCACUAUCCUGGCUGUGUGCAUCUACGGCAUCGCACCAGUGGGCUUCUCCCAACAUGAGACUGUGGAUUCUGUUCUUCGAAACAAAGGGGUUUAUGAGAAUGUCAAGUUUGUGCAACAGGAAAACUUUUGGAUUGGACCAAGUUCAGAGGCGCUGAUACACCUGGGAGCCAAGUUCUCGCCCUGCAUGCGACGGGACCAGGAGGUGCAUGACCUGAUCGAGGCGAAACGUGCCAUCGAGCGGAACUCGGCCUGCUGUGUACGGAACGACCGAUCAGGCUGCGUCCAGACCUCCGAGGAAGAGUGUUCAAGUACGUUGGCUGUUUGGGUGAAGUGGCCCAAGCACCCCAGCACCCCUCAGCUGGACGGGCAGGAUCGGCAGUAUGGCUCAGUCUGCCACCAGGACCCCAGGAUUUGUAUGGAGCCAGCUUCUGUAGCGCCUCACGACUGGCCUGAUGACAUCACCAAGUGGCCAAUCUGCACCAGGUACAACACGGGUAACCACACCAAUCUGCCUCACAUCGACUGCACCCUCACCGGUCGGCCCUGCUGCAUCGGUACUAAAGGGAGGUGUGAAAUCACAUCCCGGGAGUACUGUGACUUCAUGGAUGGCUUCUUCCACGAGGAGGCCACCCUCUGCUCCCAAGUGCACUGCAUGGAUGACGUCUGCGGACUGCUGCCCUUCCUCAACCCUGAGAUCCCCGACCAGUUCUACAGGCUGUGGCUCUCCCUCUUCCUGCACGCCGGGAUCCUGCACUGCCUGGUAUCUGUGUGCUUCCAGAUGACCAUCCUGAGGGACCUGGAGAAGCUGGCGGGGUGGCUGCGCAUCUCCAUCAUCUACAUCCUCAGCGGCAUCACGGGCAACCUGGCCAGCGCCAUCUUCCUCCCCUACAGAGCUGAGGUGGGACCGGCGGGCUCUCAGUUCGGCAUCCUGGCCUGCCUGUUCGUGGAGCUGUUCCAGAGCUGGCAGAUCUUGGCCAGCCCGUGGCGCGCCUUCGCCAAGCUGCUGUGCGUAGUGCUCUUCCUCUUCGCCUUCGGCCUGCUGCCGUGGAUCGACAACUUUGCGCACCUCGGCGGCUUCGUGUCGGGCUUCUUCCUCUCGUUCGCCUUCCUCCCCUACAUCAGCUUCGGCCGCAUGGACAUGUACCGCAAGCGCUGCCAGAUCAUCGUGUUCCUGGCGGUGUUCGUGGGCCUCUUCGCCGGCCUGGUGGUGCUCUUCUACGUCCGGCCCAUCAAGUGCGAGUGGUGCGAGCUGCUCACCUGCAUUCCCUUCACGGACAAGUUCUGUGAGAAGUAUGACCUCAACGCGCACCUCCACUGAAGAGGCACGUGUGCGCGCGCGCGCGG
This is a messenger RNA of Clupea harengus (Atlantic herring), 3066 nucleotides long. RefSeq names its product rhomboid 5 homolog 1a (Drosophila) (gene rhbdf1a). The record is from RefSeq and is a predicted model, not a curated record. Gene Ontology annotation, molecular function: serine-type endopeptidase activity. Lineage: Eukaryota; Metazoa; Chordata; Actinopteri; Clupeiformes; Clupeidae. Gene Ontology annotation, biological process: regulation of protein secretion; regulation of epidermal growth factor receptor signaling pathway. Gene Ontology annotation, cellular component: endoplasmic reticulum membrane.